This is a messenger RNA of Cucumis melo (muskmelon), 2771 nucleotides long. RefSeq lists its product as uncharacterized. NCBI's taxonomy places the organism in Eukaryota, Viridiplantae, Streptophyta, Magnoliopsida, Cucurbitales, Cucurbitaceae. The transcript is spliced from 8 exons. The record is from RefSeq and is a predicted model, not a curated record. Bases 186 to 2129 code for a protein of 647 amino acids.
CUAAACCCUUCUUCUCCUCCAUUAUUGUGUAAAUAAAACCCUAGUGGACACUGGAACGUUUGCAAUUCCAAUGGAGUUUUAUCAGACCGAUUCUCAAGCGCUUCUGGUACAAAUUCGGCGUCAUGAGGCCCUUUUGAAAUCUAAAAGAAGGUGUCUUAGAAUUUUAGUAUUUGAGAACUCAUGGGAUGGAUUGUACGUGGGCUGGUUUGGAGGAACUGACUAUGUCGAAUGCAUGCAGAUGGCUGCUGGGGCUUCCUACUUCUGAGUCUAGACAAAAGUAUCCUGAUCAUUCAGACUUUUUAAAUAAACGAAACCUGCCUGAAUCGUUGCUGAGAGAAGAUGAUGUUUUUUAUGAGACUGUCAAAACAAGAGUUGAAGGAGCGUUUGGAGCGUUAGGUGCUGAAACAAGGCAUCUUGGUAUUUGUGCUGAUCAAAUAUUAGAUACUUGCAAAGUUGGAAAACUCGUCUUGUCGUGUCUCAAUGAUCUGAGCACCAGGGGACUUUACCUUCUUGCUGUAGUACUUACAGAAAACUCUGUCCAAUUGGAAAAGACUCGCUGGAAGCUGAAAAGGGCCAUCAGGGAAUUUCUUCCAAAAGUUCUGAGAAGGAAAAGUCAAGAUUGCCAUCAAUUGGAAAUUGUUAAACAAUUGUCUCAACUUCUCAACGACUCAAAAAAUUUCCGAAGAAGACGCUCAACAACUAUCCAUGAUGCUGUAUCAGAUGUACUGUAUGGUUUAGGAGACCUGCCCACCCAAGUUCUCUUUGCUAUGCAUCGAAAGCUUGUAGGUGCUCAGUUUAUGCCUCAGAUGAAACGUCAUAGGCAUGGGUGGGGUCGUGAUCGUCUGAUUAAUCUUCUUACAAAGAUUAGUAAGAAGAUGCUUUCAUUGGUUGGUGAAGGAGAUGAAUUGCAAGAAUCACUUGCAAAAGCCAUGGCGGUGGCUGAUUUAUCACUCAAACUAGUACCAGGUCGCCAUAAUUCGUCCAUAAUCGAGUUUUAUCCCUUCUCACCCCAAAUGAAAAGCUUGCACAAUGAAAUCGUAAAAGCCAUAUGGUGUAUUAGCAAGAGGGUUAACUUUUGGAAGCUCCAACAGGUGAAGUCUUUGUUGGAUCCUGGUGCUAAAGUGUCCCAUAGGAGUCUAAGACCUCGUAUUAGGAGGAUGUUAAUAGACUAUCUUUUUGAAUGUAGUGAUAUGGACACCGUGCCAAAGUCUCUUUUGAAAGCUUUAGCUUUGAUAAAUGCAGAUUCUCAAAUUGCGACACAUUCAGUUUUCUCACAAGAUGAAAUUGAAGAGGAAGUUGAAUGUAUAUUUAGCCUGAGUGCUCAGAUGAAACAAGUAGUUUGGGAUUUACUACCUAACUAUGACUUUGAACAUGACUUUGCUGAUGCCUAUAUGGAAGAGUUAGAAGAAAGUGAUAAUGAUCUUGAUGAGGAUAGCUGUGAUGGCCUGCCUCGAGAAGACAAUGAAUCCCGCUCUGUUUAUGUUGAAGGUACGGGGGAAUCAAUGCCAGCCAAUUUGGAUCAUUCUUCAGUGGGGAAUACAUUGUCCCCAAGUUAUAAUGCGGAUGUGGAGUCUUUCCAAUAUUCUACCCUGAUGCAUUUCAAGAGGGAGGGUUCUUUAGAUUCUUCUUUUAGUUGCCAACCUUCAUUCAUGGAAUCCAAAGGUCAACAUGAUGCGCAUAACCUGUCUACUAACCAACAAGUGGGGAACAAAGACACACCAAAUAUUUUGUUGGGUAACAGCACUACUGGUGAUACUGCAAAAACACCCUGUUCAAGUUCUUUCAACAUGUCAUGUUCAAUGCAUCAGAUGGAGCACAGUGAACCAAGCACGUUUAAGAAUCAGUACCUUGUGGUUCAAGAAGCCUGUGAUGAAACUAGCAUGAUUGCUUAUAAUUUCAUUGGCCGCUUGCUAGAAGAGUUUGCAAAGAGUGAAGGCAUAGAGUUAGAUUGGUGUGCUAAUUUAUAUCUAAGUAGCAACUGUUCAAUUGAAGAAGACCUUCCUGAAGUUGAACAGACUCAUAUUUGGGCGAAGGGAAGUGAUUCAGUAAUUAUUCAAGUUUGUCAGGAGUUAAUACCUUCUCUUUCUAAAAGUGGAACAAAGAGACUUCAACAGUUGCUGGGGUUGUGAUUCUCAAGGGAUUUUGUUGGCCUGAGUUAGCAGGUGAUCUUUGGGCACUCUGAUGAGGGCGGGGCAAACAAAAUUGAAUCAACCGAAUUCAUCCCUGAGCGGAAUGAAGCAGCUCCUAUUGUGUUCAAGGAAGUUCAGAUGAGGAAUUUUGGCAAAUCUAUCAAGACGGAGAGUACAAUUGGAGAAGAAAAGGUUGAACAUCCUCCAGAAGAAUUAUUUCUUCUCUACGUUGCCCUCGCUCUUGCUGAACGUAAUCCAAGAUCUGGGUUUGCUCCAGAUACACAGUUUCAUUACCGAAACGGUCAGGUAACACUUCUAAUCAGUUUGGAAUUCAAUCUCCGAUCGUCAAUUUUCAACGCGGAUGCAAGUUCUUUUGGUUGAGUUGAUGGUGAAAGCUAGAUAAAAAUGAGGUUUAUAACAGCUAAAGUAAGGAAGGGUUCCAAAAGGCAGUGAGAACCGGUUUGCCCUUUAUAGAGAGCAUGAGCACAGUAAAUGAAGGAGGGGGAGUCGUUUUUCCUUUUCCCUUUCUUUGCAAUUGAUUCUAUGUAAGUUGAAUGUUUAUGAGGGUUCUAAUUGUAAUUACUAUUUAUUUCCAUUAAUUCACAUAUUUAAUGCAUUGACAGAAGUUCUAUACUAUGGAAA